AUGGCAACGCUUGAUAACAGCAACAUCCUGCCACACUACGCAGACACUCGGGGUGAUUCUGGGCGGGAUCAGAGCUUCCAGCAGCCGCUAAAGUGUCCCGCCCGCUCCGCUGCAGAGCUCCGCUGCAGAGAGAAUCCGCUGAUCGCUCACUCCAUCGAGAACCAGGCGAGACCAUUACGCACGAGCCCCACGGAGAAACCUCCACAUCUGCAGAGUUUCCUCGACGCCCACAGUGUUCGGGGUGUGUCCCAGGCCACGCCCCCUGCAGUACCCGGCCACGCCCCCUGCGGUGCCCGGCCACGCCCCCCGCGGUUCCCGGACACUCAUUCAUAA
Knipowitschia caucasica is the source of this 333-nucleotide messenger RNA. Lineage: Eukaryota; Metazoa; Chordata; Actinopteri; Gobiiformes; Gobiidae. The record is from the annotation of a GenBank genome assembly.